This is a messenger RNA of Amoebophrya sp. A120, 2997 nucleotides long. Lineage: Eukaryota; Dinophyceae; Syndiniales; Amoebophryaceae. The record is from the annotation of a GenBank genome assembly.
CACACGAGGACGACAAGAACAACAGGGAGGGGAUUGCUGCAGCUGGCGCUGCUGCUGUAGUCCUAAUCGCUGACUCUACUGCUCGUACUCCAGCACCACGGGUUUUCAAAGUUAACUUUGGGCUCGGUGGUGAAACGGUUGUUGAAUUCACGGAGUCUGAAAUCAACGAUAUUCUGCAGCUUCCGCCGCCUAAACAACCUGAUUCAUCUUCAUCUGGCGGAGCAUCUGACUCGCCCGGCGACACCGGCACCGCUGCGCAACCCGAUGGUGAUGGAGAGGAUGCCCUAGCCCCACUUGUUGGUGAGAAUGUUGCGCCUUCAUCUGAUGCGCCAGAAGAUUCUAGGCCUCCAUCUGCUGAGGAGAUGAUUGCGCGGAGAUUUUUCUUCGCCUUCUCGAAAAAGAUUGAAAACACGCUCGUACCGCUGGCCGUCCGCAUGGGCCCGUCUCUGGAAACUGAUUGCCUGCCGAGAGAGUGGUUCUUGGUAGUUGACCCUGCGACAGACAGCGAGCUCGCAACCGCCGCAGAUUUGGUGCCCGCACUCUGGAACUUCGUCUCGUCGAAGCCGAUUAGCAAAGAACGUCCUGACACGAGCACACCAGCGUCAAACGCAGAAGAUGACGAGCACGCUCGCGCAGCAUCAAAUUGUAUUGCUUUCCGUACGUAUUCCGAGGACAACAUCGUGGGAAGAAGUUCGCCGGCGGUUCCAAAACAGCAAAGUCAGAACAGCUGCAGGGAACUAGCAGAGGGCAGCACUUCGGCUGUGCUACAGAGCGGCACCUCCAUAAAAAGACAGCAAUGUGACGACCAAGACAUGGAGGACGAGGGCGACCCUGCUGAUUGUGAUGCUUGUUCCUGCGGUCCACCUGAUGAAGCAGGCCCUCGCCUCGUCAUAACCCUACGACACGUCGCCGGCACGGGAUACGGUUUCGAACAGAUUGUGCUAAGGGCCCGCGCCAGCAAGGAGGUAUGGGACGGCAUCUUCCAAGCGAUUGCGUUAAUGAUUCUUGCGCCGGAGGUUCUCCUUGUCGAAAGAUACUGUCCCUGGCAAUUACGCUUAAUGGAGGUGUCCCAGAUCGAAGAAUGGGAGACGGAGAAACUUCGGUACUGGCUGGAAAGAAUGUGCAGCGAGGGUGAUAUCCGGCAGCUGAUUCUUUCGAGUCCCAAAGUUCUUGGCGCCUACUUUUACGACAAAGUGAAUUUUGGUAGCAUCCUCCCCGUAACGCACGCUCUCCGCUUCUCAAGUUUAAAUAGGGGAGAUGUAGUGGAACGCGGUAAAAAUAGUGAUUACGAAGGACAGCGGAUAGCACUGAAGGCUCGACGGCUGCUAGUCGAGACCCUAACUGUUGAUGUCGACAUUGCGGAGCAAAUUUCCGAAGUAAACGAAGUGUUCGGCGAAGUAAUAGUGGAGGAUUUCAGUGAGGCGAAAGAAGUAUAUUGGAGCGACGACGAUGGCGAGCUGUCCGACACCAGCGACAGCCGAGGAAGUCGUGUCGAUGUCAUAUAUCUGACAGACUACUGCAUCAGCGUGCUUGAGUUUCAGCAAGCGCAUUGUCGGGUGACGUUUGAUCACAUCGCGGCCGCGGCUCUUCCUUCAACACCAGCCUCAAGCACCGCCGAAGGACCAGCACCGCCGGAAGACCAGCAUCGCCGGCGGAACACGAGCAUCUGCCUCAGGGACACUAUGCAAGGGUUGACACAUCAUGCGACUCGGGUGCUGAGACAUGUUGACAACAGCACCGGGCUUUCGCCUUUCGCGCGAAGUUUAAUCCUCGCCCGGACGAACGGCGCUAUUUACAUCCACGCCAAGUUCUUUAUUUUGGAGUUGCUCAAACUGGAGCUGCAGAGAGGAGCACUAACGGGUGAAGAUGCGAAAAGCAAAAGCAUGGCUCUUCGAAUCUUUCUUCUUCUUCGAAUCGGCGCUGGGUGUCUGCGAUCGCAGCACAAAAAGGAAGAUGACGACCCGUUUACAGCAACUGCGGCAAUCUCCACAGUUCAAAAGCUCAUCGACGCAGGUGCCGACGUAAACGCGACACUCGGACGAGGCGACGACCCCGGUCGAUUGCUCAUAGCCACAUCAACAUAUACCCCGCGGCCGUGGGCACCGACACGCUUCGAGUUUGGAGACAGGACAGCUCGGCUUGCUUUGCAACCAGAAGACAGUCCGUUUUGUCUUUCCUACGAUAAAGAACUAGCAACAGCGGUUCUGGCGGAUGGCUGCCGACCCCUGCCGCUUGCCCUGGUGCUCGGAAGCGAGGAGAUUUGCGAGGCUUUGGCGCUUGCCGGAGCGUCCUGCCAAGACGUUUCACCUGACACGAAUACGAAGUGAAAAAGGACGGCAUCUUCAGCAUUCUCAUCUGGCUUCACUCCACUAUUUCAGUAAUUCUGGUGCAACUUCUGGCUGCCAGGAUGCAUAUUUUCCACUCCGUUGUCCAGACGCAGAUUAGGCACGCUGCGAUGUUGGUGGAACAAUUGCAUGUUGCUCCAAAUCUGGAGAAAUCUACUAGCACCCUUGUGCUGACUCAGGCACAGAAAGUGAACUGUAGCGGAAAUGAUCUGCAGCUAGAUCUACUAGUAUUAGCGUACAAAUAAUUGCACUACGUUGUAUUUGCAGCUUCUACCUAGUCCCUGAGGUGGAGAUCGUCGAAGGGAUGUUGGAGCUGAAGAUGGACACUUUCAUCGCUUCAUACGGAAAGAUAUUCUUCGCCGCAAAUGCCCGCCGCAGUUACAAAAGUACAUCGGAGAAGAGGGGGACGCAAACCCAAACGCGCCGGCUGGUCCCGCACUCAUUACUCGCUCUUGAAAAGGUUGCUGCAUCGAUUCCGAAGUGAUUAAGCUUCUAUUCAUGUCAAUCCUCGCUCACAAAUUGACGGCCACGACUUUUGAUAAAAAUGCUCAUUUCCUUUCUUGACAUUGAUUCCCAUUUAUAUCUCAUUUCUGAAAGUCCGUUCAGAACAUAAUUUUUGCGCAGAAGCGAAACAAAUCUCUGUCCGUGGUAC